Messenger RNA from Caenorhabditis auriculariae, 4075 nucleotides. NCBI's taxonomy places the organism in Eukaryota, Metazoa, Nematoda, Chromadorea, Rhabditida, Rhabditidae. The record is from the annotation of a GenBank genome assembly.
AUGAAAAAAGGCGAUCACGGCAACUAUUUCACCUCCCAACAACUCGUCGUCUGCUCGCCGGUGGUUGCAAACGGCUCAAUGAGUAAGGCGCAACGGAAGACCGCCCACAGAGUGGACGACCGGCCACCGCUACAUCUACAAAAAAUACAAAAUGGUCCGCGACUUUAUCCGUCAAAAUCCAUGAAGGUCUAUAAGGAAAUUAGCUCAGAAGAAGAUAAAUUUGACAAGGGUCCGGGAAAGCGUCGCAGACAAACUUGAAAAAGAGGCGUUCAGCAAAAGGCACUGCUCCCAUGGGCCAGGUGACACUUUGGACACCACUCAUAUAUUUUCCAACAAGAUACAGAGGCCAAGAUCGUUUAACAGUGGUGCAGAAAGGAGCUUUCUGGCUUCAUCGACACUUUAGAAUGGCCGCCCUAUACGCCGGAUCUCAAUCCGCUGGAUUAUUCUGUUUGGGAUAAUCUGAAGUUCAAGUCCUAUGCUACGCCACAUUGUAAGAUCGAGCCGCUGAAGGCUUCCCUUGAGCGAGAGAAAAUCGGCGCCGAUUACCUUUCCGCCACGGCGCUUCCCAAGCGUCUUCGAGUCGUAUUUGCAAUAACGGUGGUCUCGUUGAAAAAAUUCGAAGUUAUUUUGUUUUUAAUGUUCUAAAUAAACUAUCCACUAGAAUUUCAAUCAACUCGAUAGUGUUACGCUACUUUAACUGUCAAUUACAUUUGCUUCAGUAGUUUGCGCGCACCCUGAAGUACAUCAUUGAGUUUUCCGGCCGAUUUAAAAAAUUUCCGAGGUGAAAUAAAAUACCAAUAAUUGACGGAGCAGCUGACUUCUCAUGAAUUCGAUAGGAAAAAAAAACAUAUUUUCAUACUGCCUUGAAAAAGUGUUCCCAUCAUAAUUACCUUUCCUGCCUUGUAAUGCUAGAGUUAAAUUCACUUCCGUGUUUUGAAUAAUAGGCAGAAACAACAUUCAAAAAAAAAGGUUAAUUUUUUUGAAAAAGUCCUUUACAAUGAUGAACUGACAUCUAGGAACAAAGUCGGUCUAUGUAAUAAUUGCCAAUCAAAACCUAUUUAGAAAAAAAAUCCACAUCUUUUCGCCAACUUUCUUGAAAUUCUCUCUAUUUUUUUGAACUCUUCGUUUUUAGUUUUUCAAUGUUCAUGGAAAAGUUGGUUCUGUUACAGGUCUUUCCGGCCUUCGAACUGUAUUAUUAUUCUUAUAAAAUAAAUGAUGAUGAAGAAAGCAAAAUAUCAAUUCGGUCUGUCACAAUAUAUUCUGCAAAUGUCUUUUUAGAUAAAUAAAAAAUAUCGAAAAAACGAGCCAGUUUUGCCGCACAGAAAAAAAAAAACUGCGUGUUCUUGAAGCUCCGUGAUGUACCGGCUGAAGAUCCUAGGCAGCAUUAUUUAUUUUUGCAAUCGAGAACAUUUUUGCAAUCUGAAAAUUAACCUAACUAGGGAGCUACUCGGACUCGGGUACGGGUUUUGAGUUGAAACUUUAGUGGUUUAUAGACCCAAGUCAGAAUAUUAAAAAACAAGAGAGAAUAGCUGCUAAACCCGAUAGAAAACUGAGAAAAAAUUAAAAGAAAAAGUGAAAAUUAGGCCUAAAAAUUUUCAAAACACUGCUUUCUACCUUAUUGUAUAUUUUAAUACAAUCGCCUUGGAUGAUCCGGCUAUGAUAAACACUAAAAAACUUUUUUCCAGCCAAAAAAAGAAGAAAAGCAGAAAUUUGAUAAUUUACAAGCCUACACCGUUCAUUUUCAAAAAGUUUUUUUCUAGAAACCAUGGGGUUUAGCAGAUAAUCUCGCUUGUUUUCAAGUACUCUUACCCGGGUCUAUGUUUCAACUCGAAACCCGUACCCGAGUCUGAGUAGUAACUUCAUGACUAGCAAAGAAGCCUAAUAAGGAAUUGAUCAAAGGAAACCGCGAAGGAGAGAAUCUUUAUUUUACUUCAUUUGACAAUGUUUUGAUCGUUGCUAAACCGUUCCGAACGCAAAGUGAUAUUAACUUUUUAGUUAUAUAUUAUUGCGAAAGCGCUGUUUUGCAGAUAGAUAAUAAGUAUGAUACCACUAUCGACUGAGGAGAAAUGUUACAAAAACUUUGCAACAUGCGAAACACGCUCAUAAGUGUUGGUUACGAUUUCAUUGCGAAGUACAAGAUUCACACGAUUACGGCUUAUUGUUACUUAUCUAAUUCUACAUUUUCCACUGAUAGUAAAUGUCAGACAAGCUAGAAUCAGCAAAAUCAGCUUUCUUAAGCAACAACAAAACAAUAAUGGAGUUCUAUCAAAUCACUGACAACCCAGGUUUUCUAUAUUUUAUGAUCGUUUCGGCGUUUAUGUACUUUGUACUUCUUAUGCUUUUCUACUUGGUCUGCUGCUUUGAACGUCAUAAAAAAGAGAAGGUUAGUCCAUUUCUACUGUUUUUGUCACUGGUUUUUAUAAUUAAUUGUAUUUUGAGCACGUCCAUAUUCCUAUACUCAAACACUUGUGGAUUUCUUGUUUUUUUGGUUUUUUAAGCUUCACGAGUAGUCAUGUGUUUCCAAUAAUUGAUUAUACAUAUAUUAGCGACAACGAUUCGAAAGUUUUUCGUUUAUUCAUUUAUUUCUGUUUUUCAUUUUUAUUAUCUGCUACGAUUAGCAAGUUGAUGGUACCCAUCCUCUUGCUGCUGCUCUUGGUGCAGAGAAUCCUUUUAAUUUCCGAACUGAAGCUAAGUGCAUGGCUGCAGGGGUUUUUUAUUUCUUUUUGAGAAUUCCGCAAUAAGGUUUGUUCCAGGAAAAGCCUAUCAAGGAUGCUAAAAGCCGCAUGGGCUCUUUUACUAUUAAUUAAAUUUUUUUCUGUUUAUGAACCGGAUUUCGAGAAACUCUUGGUUCUAUGGUUUUCGAAUUCAAUUCUUUGCUUGUUUUUGUACAAAAUGAUUUCUAAAUCGAAGAUGGAUAAGGCGGCUGUAAGAGAGGAAAUGAAAAUUGUAUGGCACACGGCUCCAAUUUUUCUUCUGCAAAUGGUUUGUUCAUGUAAAAAGAGAAGGCAAUCAUUCUUUCCCGGAACACCCAAACAAACUAGGAAACUCGAUUCAACAAAUAUUUGUUUGCUUCUGUAUCCAAUUAUUAGUUAUGUAUAUCAAAUCAAAAACUAUAAAAAAACCGAACCAAUUUCGAAGUAGUAGGGGACUUCGAAAAACUGACCGCACACUAAGAGAAAAAUCUGCGCAGCUCAAAAGUCAAAUCAAUCAAUCAAUCAAUCAAUCCAUCAUCAAUUUCCUCAGGUCCUUUUUUGCGGGCGUUUAUAAGUAAAUUAAACUUGAAACAAUUAAUAAAUAGAGUUUAAGUAAAAACAAGUGCAUUACAAAAGUUCAAAGGAACUUUUAAAAAAAUUUGAAAAAAUAUAAAUCAGCAAUGAUUCUUUUUUCAAAGACCCUGGCAGGACAUGACUCGUCAAAAUAGGAAAAGAAAAAAAUGAUGUCAAGCGCUUCGCAAAACUUAUUUUUUGUCAUCUUUUGUCCAGUUUCGUUAUUUUUUUUUCAGAACCGUUAUCAGGGUUUUUGAAAGCACAAAAAAUAAGCUCGGAUGAUCAUCAAUUCAAGCCUUUCGGAAAACUUUGAAAAUUGAGUAUCAUCAUUUUGAAGCUAUUAGGAACCGUCACUGAGUUUCGAUGGAUUCGAAAAAUCAGUAAGCGGUUAUUAAAGAAUUUCAAGAGUUUUCCGUGGCAAGGAUAAAAUAUAGACAGCUAAUUUUUCCGCUGUUUGUGCUAAUCAGCUAUUUUUAUAUAUUUCUCCGUGAAACUUCAAUCACAAAAUUUUCAGCUCUUUGUGAUCUUUUGCAUUGGGCGACCUCUGGAAAACUACUUCCAAACAGAGAUAUUCGGGAAGCUACUCGAGGUCAGCGAAUUUUCCAAUCUGGACGCGCUACAAAUGAUCUGCGUGCCAAUAUCUUUUUUGGCCUCAAGAGGGCACAUUGGAACUUCUUUCAAGAUAGAAGGCUCCAAGGCCAACAAGGUGUCUUCUUAUUAUGAAGGUGAAAAAAAACGGCCUCCAAAACCAAACCGAUACAUUUUCAGGCUCAGUAGCCACUGUGAGUCAGUUCACUUCAGUGGUCUGA